AUGAUAGUAAUAAAAGAAGCUGAAAAAUUAGUCUUGAGUAAUGGUAGGGUUUGGCAAAAGCAUGUGUGGAACAAGCCAACACAGUCCAAGAAAGGUUAUAAAGUUUUAGCUAUCGAGACUUCUUGCGAUGAUACAUGUGUUUCGGUGUUAGACAGAUUCUCAACAAGUGCAGCACCAAAAGUGUUGGCCAAUUUGAAAGAUACACUAGAUAGCAUUGAUGAAGGAGGUAUCAUUCCGACAAAGGCUCACAUCCAUCACCAAGCUCGGAUAGGACCCCUAACUGAAAGGGCUUUGGUAGAAAGCGGUGUUAGAGAAGAGAUUGAUCUCAUAUGUGUUACAAGGGGACCUGGAAUGCCAGGCUCAUUAUCAGGUGGAUUGGAUUUCGCAAAAGGUUUAACUGUUGCUUGGAACAAACCACUAGUUGGUGUACAUCAUAUGCUGGGACAUUUACUGAUACCUAGAAUGCUUACGAACGGAAAAGUACCACAAUUCCCUUUUGUUAGUCUGCUAGUCAGUGGGGGUCAUACAACGUUUGUUUUGUCACGGGCUAUUGACAAUCAUGAAAUAUUAUGUGACACCAUCGAUAUUGCUGUAGGUGAUUCAUUGGAUAAAUGCGGUAGGGAACUAGGAUUCAAAGGGACUAUGAUUGCUAGAGAAAUGGAGAAUUUUAUAAAUCGAGAUUCUAAAUAUCAGGAUCAGGCUUUGAAGCUAAAUAUGCCUAGUCCAUUGAAGAGUAAUACUAGCAGGAGAAACAUGCAGUCUUUUUCAUUCUCAGCAUUCAUUACAGCAUUGAGAACCAAUUUAGUAAAGUUAAAUAAAACUCAGGUUCAUGACCUUUCUGAAGAAGAAGUACGAUCAAUUGCUUAUCAAGUACAGGAAUCUGUCUUUGACCAUAUUAUAACUAAACUCAAGCAAGUGGUUAAAUCACAACCGGAUAAGUUUCAAAAUGUGCAUGAUUUUGUCUGUUCUGGUGGAGUGAGCAGUAAUAAAAGGUUGAGAACAAAAUUAAAGGAAGAGCUGGGCGCACUGAAUUCCACAAAGCCUACGAAUUUUUAUUUUCCGCCUAUGGAUCUUUGUAGUGACAACUCAAUUAUGAUUGGCUGGGCAGGUAUUGAGAUAUGGGAAAGUUUAGGAUUAGUUAGUGAUUUGGAUAUAUGUCCUAUUAGGCAAUGGCCAUUGAAUGAUCUCUUAAACGUUGGCGGUUGGACAAAGUACUAA
Messenger RNA from Saccharomyces mikatae IFO 1815, 1218 nucleotides. It is a transcript of the gene QRI7, whose product is annotated as putative N(6)-L-threonylcarbamoyladenine synthase. NCBI's taxonomy places the organism in Eukaryota, Fungi, Ascomycota, Saccharomycetes, Saccharomycetales, Saccharomycetaceae. The transcript has a single exon. The record is from RefSeq and is a predicted model, not a curated record. Gene Ontology annotation, biological process: mitochondrial tRNA threonylcarbamoyladenosine modification. The coding region runs from base 1 to 1218 and encodes 405 amino acids. Gene Ontology annotation, cellular component: mitochondrion.